AUGAUUGUGCAAGACUUAAUUAUCGAUUUGGGCUUACCAUUAUCGGUGGUCGAUCAUCCAGCUUUUCUACGUGCUAUGAACAUUGCCGAUCCGCGGCUUACCGUUUUGUCUCGACGCACACUUUGUCGUGAAACAAACCUAACAUUUCUUUUGGGACCACAUACUGGUGAUAACUUACGCCAACGACUUGAAGAUACUAUUGCGGCCUUUGAUAUUGAAGACAAAUUUGUCCGAAUUGCUACAGACAAUGCAUCAAACAAUCUUAGAGCAUUCGAUGAACUUGUCAUACCUGGCUUUGAAGUUUAUUUCGAGCCUGAAGAUGACGAUGUUGAUCCAGUUGAGAAUGCCGAAAAACAUGCUGUUGAUCGUACUGAUCUUAUUCUAACAGCUUGCGACAUUCUUAGUCUUCAGGAAUUUGCAAGUGUUUUUGCUUUAUACGCUGAAGCUACAACCCGCGCACAAGCUGACAAAACUGCUUCCAUUUCAUUAGUGGCACCAAGUAUUCUCUCAAUUUAUUUCGAUCUCGAACGUGAACGUACCAAUUGCGAAUACCCUGGGCCACUCUGUCGUACAUUAGUAAAUUCUUUAUGCGAACGAUUUGGCCGUCUUCUUGAACGAUGCGAAAUUUUCGCUGAUAGCAGCAUUAAGAUGAAGAAACGGUCUACACCCGAUCUUUUCUUGGUUGCUUCUUUCCUUGAUGGUCGUUUCAAGUUCAACUGGAUUCUCGCUUCUGAUCUACUUGAUUCAACAAAAGAACGAUUAAUAAACACGAUGAAAACACUCGUUCUAAAAGCUGCGUUACAAUUACAUGGUUCACUGAGUUAUAUCUCAGAAACAAAUAUGGAACCAUCUAUUAGUGAUCAUUGUGGUACGGUGGAUGAAUCGCUGAGUAACUUGCCAAACUUCAAGAGGAAACGACUAUUUUCUGGUUAUGAAGGACAAAAAGCAUCAGGAAAGAAAAAACGUUCGUGCAUUUUGGAAUCGAUUGAAAGCGAAAUUUCCAUGUUUGAGAAAGAAGAUGGCGACGAUUCCAGUUUGGUCUUGGAAAAGAAAAAUACUUAUUCAUACCUACAGAAGCUUGCGACUAAACGGAAUAUUAAUGCGUCCUCAUCGUGGUCGAUUAUCGAAGAAUGUGCUUUCAGUACUUACUUUAUUGAAAUGUAA
This is a messenger RNA of Adineta ricciae, 1164 nucleotides long. The record is from the annotation of a GenBank genome assembly. Lineage: Eukaryota; Metazoa; Rotifera; Eurotatoria; Adinetida; Adinetidae.